Molecule: messenger RNA, 492 nt
Organism: Vollenhovia emeryi
Lineage: Eukaryota; Metazoa; Arthropoda; Insecta; Hymenoptera; Formicidae
Product: max-binding protein MNT-like
Exons: 2
Coding region: 1-492 (163 amino acids)
Source: RefSeq, a predicted model, not a curated record
AUGGUUUCGCCAACAAAGCGUAAAUCGCUGCACCACUCCGUUUCCAGGAACGAACGCUCACGUCCAUGGAAAUCUGAGCGGACACCCCAGCUUGGGCAGGCCGACUGUCUACCGAUCCAAAAGAAAACGCGGCCCCUACCUCUGGAUCAGUACCGGAAGAGACGACGCACACACGACGAGUCUCAAAAGGUGCUGGCUCCACGAUCUCCCCCUCCGGCUCCACGGACUCCCUCGCCGAUUCCACGGACUCCCUCACCCGCUCCUGUCGUGGAACCUGACGCUCCUAAAACAUCUUUGCCCGUUCCCAUCGGUGGAACCCCAAAGCGUCAAAGACCCCUCACGCCGCGAGUCACCCUGUCGCCGUCAGACUACGUGGAGAAUAUUCCGCCCAAAUCCUUCCGAAGUCUGAUGACGCAAACUGUGCCGACCCUGUGCGAUUUUGGCACACAGACGGAUCCCGUCCCUUCACCAAAACCCCUCGCUAAUUACUAA